AGUUCUGUAAAUGUUUUAGUUUCACACAUUUCUGUUGAUAAAACGCUUGUUAAGAACAAUUAAGCAAGGCACGAUAAAGAGUAUUCAUGCCCACAGUUUUGGUUAUCGUAGCAAAGGGUGAUUUGUUAUUUUGAUGAGAGAAUUUGACCUGAUGUGAUGAAAGAUCAACAUGACUAGUAAAUCUAGUAAGAAGAGAAAUUUGGACAAUGGAAAGGAAGACAAGUUGUGUAAGAAUAAAAAAUCUCGAAUUGAUGUUUAUGAUGUUGUUAUGCCAAGGGAAAUCAAAGUUUAUAGGUUUGCAGAAAGCAGGGCAUCAGAAAUCAAUGCAUUGCUUCAAAACAUUCAUCACAUAGGAGGAAACAGAGUAAUUUUCCAAAAGUUGCCUAGACAUUUACGUCGACGUGCUAUGAGUCAUAACAUCAAGAGACUUCCCCGGAGACUGAGAGAAGCUGCGCUUAUUGAGUAUAAAAAUAGGCCCGAAACUGGUACUAAAAGACCUAGUAGAAAACAUAGACGAAGACCUAAGAAUUUAUUAGCUGACUAUGUUAGAAGGCAGCGUAGAGUUAAAUGGCUUGAGACUCACAUUUGGCAUGCAAAACGAUUUCAUAUGACAGAAAAAUGGGGAUAUAAGUUACCUGUUCGACCUACUGAUAGAAGUUAUAGAGCUUGUUAUAGAGCUACAGUUAACCAUUGCCUUUUACAGGAUGUAUCUUAUGAAUGUUGUAUUGAAAUAUGUGGAUACGAAGAUGUUAUUAUUCAGUGUUUUAGUCAUUUAUUGACUAAUCAAACAGGUUCUACAAUAGGUGGAGCUGCUGUCAUCAAAGGGAAUCGUCAAGGGCAAAAUAUGCUAUAUAGUUAUGAACAAUAUCCUGAACAGGCAGUAGGACAGGUUUCUUUUCUCUGGAACCCUGAAGUUAUUAGCCAGCAGAAUAAACUAAGACAAGUUUGGCUCUGGUGCCACCCGUCCUGUUAUAGUGCUAUCUGGUAUGAAAUUACUAAUGCAUUCCAAUCUGAAAAUUUACUCAUGGAAUCUGUUAAGAUGACCGAAAAUUGUCUUUAUGAUAAGCAAGUGAAGAUAGGAGAAACAAUAAUAACUUCAUUAAAAGAUAAUUUAGUGAAAUUCCGUUUAACUGGCCCAUUGAGCCAUACAAUAUUGAUUGAUUCAUUGAAACCAGCACAAGUGGGUGGUAUAAACUGUCAAGAUUCCUGGUGGCAAAAAUACUAUAAAAGCAAGGCUAAACAAUCGAAAGGGCAAGUUGCGUUGUGGAAGGAGCUUCAGGGAUGUCAAUCACCAGCAGAGGUUCCACCAAGAAUGAUCUUGCCUCUUACAGUAAGGGAUCCUAGAUUAUUUCUUCCUGAUAAAAAGACAAAACUUAAACUGCAACUUGAAGGAUUAAACACCAAUGAUAUAAAAUCAUGUCUACCCAGUCCUGAUCUACUCAGUUCACCACUGUGGAAUCUAGAUAUUAGAAAAGAAGUGAAAGAAACUAAAAUAACAGAUGCAGAACUCAAUAAAAUGAGAUCUCAUCUUGUGGUUCCAGGUUCAGCAUUAGAAUUAGGAGAAAAAGAAUCAAGAAUUCCUGUCCUAUUGAUACAGAGACCUGGUAAUCAACAAUCUGAUGCAGGAAGAUUAGGUUAUGGUAGUGGAUGGGAUAUAGUAGUUCCAUCUGGUUGGGGAAUGGCUUUUCACAUAGCAUUUGUUUAUAGAGGAGGACGUACAGGGGGUCUACAAGAAGCUGAAAGUUUAAAUGCUGAAAUGGGUGCACUUCAUUCUCCCUCUGAUCAAAUAGAUACUCCAGCAGGCAAAGCAGAACAAACAAAAGUAGCUACUGAACUUUUAGAUAAAUAUAAAAGAUAUCCUCCUGAUAAAUGUCCCAAUUAUUUCAAGUUGGGUGUGCCUUCUCCAUUUUCAUGUUCUUGGAAUGGUUUAGUUAAAGCUUGGAAGGAUCAGUUUCAAGACACAUCAGACUUUUCUGACCAAUUUUAUGUUUUAAGAAAUAAAAAGGAAUUGAGGAAUAUUUCUAAAGUUAUUUCAAAACGUCUACCUAUUGCUGAGAGAAAGGAGGACCCUGAAUGUGAAGUAUUAGAGCAAAUGAAAUCAUUACUGAGUAAUCAUGUAUAUGCUCUUAUACCUGUUCAAAUUACUGUGCGAUAUAGAGGAAUUCCAUCAAAGUUUUCACAUGUCUGUAUCCCUUCAACUGACGAUCUGAAACUAUUAUCUACAAAUUCCAAAUAUGGUGGACCAACAGAAACACUUCAUGAAGAUCAUAAUAAGGGUCAACAGAAGGUGAAAAAUAAGAAAAGUAGACCUAAGAAAAAGAGAACAGAAUUUUUGCCAUCUGAUACUGUUGAUUUGACCCUGAAUGAUAGAAAAACUAUUGGCUUUGUUAACUGUGGACGUUUUGUAUUCGGACAGGGACAAGGGUCAGGAUUGGCAUUCUGUUCCCUUCUUGGACUAAAUGAAUUAAUGAACAGAAGUCCAUUUAAUGUUGAUUUGUGUGUAUUGAUAAGAAAUCCUACAUCUUUGCAGUACAGAUUUGCCUCUCUGUCUAUUCAUGUAUAAAAUUGAACAUAUGACUUAUUGUAUUGAACAGAAUUACAUUUAUAUUAUAACAUAACAUAUUAAAAAAAUUUAAGCUUGCAAUGUCAAAUGAUCAGAAAUUCAAAUACACUUAAAUGCAGCAUUGCAAGAUUUUAAAGGGGCAGUAUGUGAAACUGUCAUUAAUGAAAAUUUUGUGAAAAGAAUUCUAAAAUAUGUAUCUACUUGUCCAACCUUUAUUUUUUGUUGAAACCUUUGGAAUUAAUAGAAAAGAUUUUCUCU
Lottia gigantea (owl limpet) is the source of this 2821-nucleotide messenger RNA. RefSeq lists its product as hypothetical. The record is from RefSeq and is a predicted model, not a curated record. Gene Ontology annotation, cellular component: nucleolar ribonuclease P complex; ribonuclease MRP complex. Gene Ontology annotation, biological process: tRNA 5'-leader removal. The transcript has 8 exons. Bases 170 to 2563 code for a protein of 797 amino acids. NCBI's taxonomy places the organism in Eukaryota, Metazoa, Mollusca, Gastropoda, Lottiidae.